Messenger RNA from Theobroma cacao (cacao), 720 nucleotides. RefSeq names its product protein VACUOLELESS GAMETOPHYTES-like. The record is from RefSeq and is a predicted model, not a curated record. NCBI's taxonomy places the organism in Eukaryota, Viridiplantae, Streptophyta, Magnoliopsida, Malvales, Malvaceae.
AUGAGAUUUACAGAAAUAGAUCAUUUUAGUCACCCACAUCGGCUUCUACUGGAAUCGGCUGAAGUUCCUUUUCGAUGCGAUGGAUGCAAAGAGCUUGGGUUUGGGUUGUGUUACCAAUGUCCCUACGAGAAGUGCAACUUCCAUCUUCAUAAAGAAUGCGGAAAUGCUCCACCUUCCACUUCCCAUCCGUUUUUGAAGAGAUGUAACUUCAAAUUCUACAAGGAAACUCCCGGAUGGCGUGCUAGGUUUUGCGACGCUUGCGGAUUGGACAUCAAGGGCUUCUUGUACCAAUGCUCCCACGAGCAUGCACACGAUUUACAUCCUUGUUGCGCUGAACUCCCCAGGAGCUUAUCGAGCAACGGGGAAAAAAUCUACCUUAGUAACCAAGUUCGAUCCAAAUGCUUGAAAUGCAAGAGGAAGGAAAUUGCAAAUGGAGUAAAGGGUUGGUCCUAUGUUUCUUCAUGUGGUAACUAUUGUUAUCAUGUAGCAUGUGUUAAGGAAGCGAUCAUAGAGAAUUGGCAAGGUGGUUAUUUUCAAUUAGAUGUUACCAAUGAAUUGCAAAUUAGUGGUCCAAGUCAAGAGCUAGCAGGCCGAAGUGGGGGAACCUCAGGGUGGAGGAAGGCUAGAAAAUUAUGGCUCAUUCUCAAGCUAGUGGUUUCGGCUAUAUUUGGUGAUCCGGUCACUCUAAUUUCGUCUUUGGUUCAAGCUUUGUUAGACUAA